UAUGUAGUUCAUGCUCGAGGGGUGUGUUCUCACGUUCACCAAUCAAAAGCUUAGGUUAAGGUCAACCUGCUGUGGCACAGCUGCUGAUGUUCUCUCUUAAAACGAUAUUUUUCAGGAUCUCAUGAUGGUUACAAGAACACAGGGAGAUUUAUUAAUUGUCAAAAACUUUAUUGGUGGUGAAUUUGUGGAGUCAGAACGAUUUUUAGACAGUUACAAUCCUUCAACUGGCGAAGUAUGGGCCAAAGUUCCAGACAGCGGAGAAGCAGAGGUAGAUGGAGCUGUCCAGGCGGCCGAUAAGGCCUUUGCGAGCUGGGCACAUUCAUGUGUGUCCCAACGGUCUCAACUAUUGUUUAAGAUUGCUGACAUUCUGGAAUCACGGUUGGAAGAUUUUGCCAAGCUUGAAUCUUUGGAUCAAGGAAAACCUAUUUGGCUUGCCAGAACAAUGGAUAUUCCUCGUGCUGUGCACAAUUUUAGAUUUUAUGCAUCAUAUAUCCUUCACGAUUUGAACAAGUCAAGCCUACAAGACCAGGUGGGGGCAAUCCAAUACACCUUGAAAGAACCAGUAGGUGUAGCUGGGCUUAUUUCUCCUUGGAAUCUCCCACUGUACCUCCUUACUUUCAAAAUUGCUCCUGCAUUAGCAACAGGAAAUACUGUUGUAGCCAAGCCAAGUGAGCUUACCUCAGUGACAGCUUUUCACUUAUGUGAAAUAAUUAAAGAAGCAGGUGUACCUCCAGGUGUAGUAAACAUGGUGUUUGGCCUUGGCAGCCGAGCUGGUGAAGCUUUAGUUGCUCAUCCAAAGGUUCACCUGAUUUCAUUCACUGGCGGUACAGUUACAGCUCAGAGAAUACGACAGGUGGCUUCAAGACAAUGCAAGAAACUUUCUCUUGAGCUUGGUGGAAAAAAUCCCUCUAUUGUCUUUAGUGAUGCUGAUUUGGACAAGUGCAUUGCUACUUCCAUCAGGUCUUCCUUCCUUACAGGAGAAAUUUGCUUGUGUACUAGUCGAAUAUUUGUCCAGCGAGAGAUUUAUCUAUUCUUAGAGCGUUUUCUGACAGAAAUGAGGAAGCUGAAAGUUGGGGAUCCACGUGAUGCUGACACCUUUCUAGGAGCUUUGAUCAGUAAAGAUCACCUUGCCAAAGUCACAGGAAUGAUCAAAGCUGCACAAGAAAACGGGGCCAUUGUCUACAGUCAGCCAGGAGAGUUAACCCAGCAGUUGCCACCUCAGUGCAAAAAUGGCUACUUCAUGUCUCCAGUGGUUAUAACCAACGUUGCAGAUGAUGCUGCUGUUAUGCAGGAAGAGAUAUUUGGCCCUGUGACUUGCAUUGUACCAUUUGAUGAAGAGAAAGAGGUUAUUGACAGGGCCAAUAAUGUGAAAUAUGGUCUCUGUGGGGUGGUAUGGUCAAAAGAUUUGUCAAGGGCUCACCGUGUUGCUGGCAAAAUAAAGGUUGGAACAGUGUGGGUGAACUGCUGGCUGGUGAGAGAUCUUAAUUUGCCAUUUGGUGGAAUGAAGGAGUCCGGCAUUGGGCGUGAAGGUGCAGUUGAAUCAGUGGAGUUCUUCACAGAACUGAAGACUAUUUGUAUCCAAAUUUGAAGAAAAUAUGAUUUGCAAAUAUUAGCUUAAAAAAUAAGUUUUAUACAUUCUAUUAAAUAUUUUAUAAAAAAAUAAAACCAUGGAUCGAAAACUACUAUGCAAAAUCUUUUUAAUAACGUUUUGAAAUGUAGAAUAUAUUUCCUUUUGCAUGACCAUAUAUAUCUACUUAAAAAAUUAUGGACAUUUUUGUUUGUGUGAUAAAACGAGAUAAGAAAGGCCCAUACUAACUGCUGGCAGGCUGCUGUAGAAAGCUGGCAUCCACUUAAUCAGUUGACAUUCCUGUUGAUUUUCUUUUUGUGGAGAAGCUACAGAAGCUUUCAUUUGCUCCAGGAUGCCACUUGAAGUUUUAACCAUUUCUAAAUGAUUUAUUUUUCCUUUUAACCAAUUGUGAAAAUAAAAGCAAUCUUCCAGUUUAGUAGAAAAGAUAGUCAUUUAAUGGUAGAUAACCCUUUAACACAGUUGGCCAAAAUUCUACUUUUUUAGAAUCUAGUCCAAGUGACUCCCUUCAUGCAAAACAUGUUCAGAAAUAAUAAAUGCAUGACUUACUGCAUUUUAAAGGAAAUUUUCAUCGAUAUAUUUCUAUUUAUAAACUUUUUUAAAAAUGAGUUUUCAGAUGAUUUUAACAUGUAUAUUUCAAACUAGUUUUGUAUAUUUGUAUCUGUUAAAAGAUGUAAUUGCUCAAUGAAUUGAAGCAGGAAUUCCUUUGACAAAUGUUUGAAUUCUGCAGACUGAUGGUUUUUCCCAUAGAUAUGUUAAAAUCUGUAUCUUGCUCUGCAUAUUAUGAAGAUUUGAUGAAAUGAAAUGAGGCUUUUGCAUUCCUUAAAAGUUUUGCAAUUGCACAAUAAAACUGUUAAUUUUU
Messenger RNA from Pomacea canaliculata, 2447 nucleotides. RefSeq names its product aldehyde dehydrogenase family 8 member A1-like. Gene Ontology annotation, molecular function: oxidoreductase activity, acting on the aldehyde or oxo group of donors, NAD or NADP as acceptor. The record is from RefSeq and is a predicted model, not a curated record. Lineage: Eukaryota; Metazoa; Mollusca; Gastropoda; Architaenioglossa; Ampullariidae.